Messenger RNA from Caenorhabditis angaria, 2141 nucleotides. The record is from the annotation of a GenBank genome assembly. NCBI's taxonomy places the organism in Eukaryota, Metazoa, Nematoda, Chromadorea, Rhabditida, Rhabditidae.
AUGUUGAUUCAGAUACGAAAAUUGACCAAUAUGUUGACUCAAGUCUCGAAGAACGAUCCUUCACAUUUUGUGCUUAUUCAAGUGCUACUGACAUUUGUUCUGAAGAUUUUCGUUUUUCCGGUGUUUCUUCUAUCCACCGAACGUUAUUUCACUGAACAAGUCAGUUUUUUUCAAAAAAAAAAAGAAAAAUGGUCAUGCAGAAACGCUUCAGAUCGCGAAUUCCUUGGUCUACGUGGAUAUUCUGACUCUCCCAUUCACUCUUCAGAUUUCCUAUAUUUUUUGCAACAAAACAAAUUUUGAUACUGCUCAUCAGAUAAAUUUGCUUAUAUUGAGAAAUUGGGUUAUCCUAUGUUGCCAAUUUUCAGACUCGCGAAUUUCAGAUUAUAGUUCGAGAGAAAUUGUAAGUGACAGGCGGACAACUAGAUCAUAAAUAUGUUUUUGAAUAUCCAGUAUGUAUGAAAAUAAACGUUGAAAGUGUUCUGUACCAGAGAUCUUUACUCACACUUCAAAAAAACAAAAAGAAAAAUAUUGUGCCUUGGUCAUAGACCACAACUGAUAAGGAUAGUAUAAAUAGAAGAGAUAUUUUUGAAGAAAAAAAACACUAAAAAUGUUUCUAAUCCUUGUAAUUCUCUCUGUUAUUUCCUAUUAUUUAUACUGGAAACUAUCCGAAAUUCUAUCAAAAAGCCCGCCGGGUCCAUUUCCUCUCCCAAUUUUUGGGAAUAUUCUCUCCCUCAGAUUUCCCGCUCCCGGGUAUCAAGCUUUUAUUCGAUGGAAAAAACGAUACGGUCCAAUCUCGACAUUUUGGAUGGGUUCCAAAAAAUAUAUAAUCAUUUCGGAUUAUGAAUUGAUGAAGGAUACUUUUGUUAAAGACCCGGAAACAUAUAUCAAUAAAUAUGCGAAUGAAAUUGGAAAAGAGUUACGUGGUGGAAAUUAUGGCGUGAUUGAGACAAAUGGUGAUACUUGGAGGGUUCAUCGAAGAUUCGCGUUGACUACACUUCGAGAUCUUGGAUUUGGUAAAGAUUUGAUGCAGAUGAAGAUUUUGAUAGAGGUCGAGGAACUUUUCAAGAUUCUAGACAAACCUACAGAAUUGCCUGUUGAUCUUGCGAAAUUAAUUGAUCGUGCAGUUGGGAAUGUUAUCAAUCAAAUGUUAUUCGGAUACCGUUUUGAUGAUUCUGGGGAUUUUGAAAAACUCAAAAAUUUGAUUGACACACUUCGCGAGACAUUUGGAGAGUUCCGAUAUUUUAUACAAUUUAUGGCUCCAGCUUGCUCGAAAUUCAUUCCUGGUACAACAUUAAAUGAGAUGGUUGCUAUUCGAAGAGAAAAAUUGAACAAAUUUUUCGACGCGCAAAUCAAAGAGCAUCGAGAAAAUAUUGAUUUCGAUUCCGAAGAUGUUAGUGAUUAUUGUGAAGGAUAUUUGAAGGAACAAAAGCGAUUGGAAAAAUCUGGAGAUCUUGAAAUGUUCAAUAAUAAUCAACUUCGAGUGAUGUGUUUAGACAUGUGGUUGGCUGGUUUGGUAACAACUACAGUUACACUAACUUGGGGUAUUUCAUAUUUUUUGAAUGAUUCAGAAGUGAGACGGAGAAUUUAUGAAGAACUGGAUAGAGUUAUCGGAAGUAGCGAGACACUUGUGACAACUUCUGAGAAACUAGAUUUGCCAUAUAUGAAUGCGUUUAUCAAUGAGACUCAAAGAUGUGCAAAUAUUUUACCAAUCAAUUUAUUCCAUGAAACAACACGGGAUACCGUAGUAAAUGGUUAUUCAAUCAAAGCUGGAACCGGUAUCAUUGCUCAGAUUAGCACAGUAAUGUUGGAUGAAAAAGUGUUUCCGAAUCCUGAGAAAUUUGAUCCAACAAGAUUUAUUGAUGGGGAAACCGGGAAGUUACGAAAAAUUGAUGAAGUUAUCCCAUUUUCGAUUGGCAAACGACAAUGUUUAGGAGAAGGUUUAGCCAGGAUGGAAUUAUUUUUAUUUUUUGCUAACUUAUUUAAUAGAUACGAGGUGAGGCAUUUUACUGUUAUUGUUUCGUUUUGAACUUUACCUAAAAUUUUUAUAGAUCACAACAACAAAUCCUCCAAAUUUGGACAAGUCACAUGGUAUUAUUGUGCUGGCGCAAAAAAUCAAUGCAAACAUGCAAAAAAGAAGUUGA